Vittaforma corneae ATCC 50505 is the source of this 1854-nucleotide messenger RNA. RefSeq names its product AGC/DMPK protein kinase. The record is from RefSeq and is a predicted model, not a curated record. The coding region runs from base 1 to 1854 and encodes 617 amino acids. Gene Ontology annotation, biological process: actomyosin structure organization; peptidyl-threonine phosphorylation. Gene Ontology annotation, molecular function: protein serine/threonine kinase activity; ATP binding. The transcript has a single exon. Lineage: Eukaryota; Fungi; Microsporidia; Nosematidae. Gene Ontology annotation, cellular component: cytoskeleton; cytoplasm.
AUGUUUUAUGGAAUAACACCAUUUUACUCAAACUCGCUCAAGGAAACAUAUUCAAAGAUCCAAAGCAUAGAUUUUCAGUUUGAAGAAGGGAUUUCUGAUGAAUUUAAAGACCUGAUUAGUAAUUUAAUAUGCAGAAAGGAGAUAAGAUAUGGGUUUGAGGAGAUUAAAACCCAUAGCUUUUUCAAGGAAAUAGACUGGGACAAUCUAAGAAAGCUAGAUCCGCCAUUCAAGCCCCAUGUUUCAAAUGAUGAUGACAUCAGUAACUUUGUUGAUACUGACUUUAGUCCGGACACAAGUGCAGCUAAAAGUGGGUUUCUCAAUUUUAUAGGAUUUACACACGAUCCUGACCAUGUCUCUAAUAUCUUAAGUUCUAUUGUAGAGUCGUACAAUGUUAUCAGCAACAAAAGUUCGGGAUCCAGUGUAGCUCAAAUAGAUCGGGUGGUAUCAAAUGACAGUGUGUGCAAAAGUUGCGAUGACGAUGGCACAACUGUGUCUGGAGCCGUGAUGGAAAUCGAGGGCCAUCCAAGUGAGAAAGCAAAGCUAAGUGAAAUCACCAAAACAAUACAGUGCAAAAUAAAUGAGCUUAGCGAUCUAACGAACAUGGUAAAUGAACUUCAGAGCAACAAAUACGAAUUAUCUUCCCAGCUGUCGUCGCUCAACCAAUGUCUACAAGGUACUCUUGAUCAAAUAUCUGUAAAGAAAGCAGUGCUUGAGCAAAUACAAACAGAGAUUAAAAUGGCCAAGGAGCAUUUGCAACAAAUAAGGACGGAUAUUGUGGAGAAACUAGGGGUGGCUUCCUCUGAUAGAUCGGAAGGGAUUAAUAUUGCUGGGAUAGCAGAAGAUCUGAAAGAUAUUAAAAAAUCAAUAGAGAGAUUUAAAUUCACAGACAGGCUUGAUGAAAUAAAGGAGACAGCAUAUUGGCUUUAUAAACAGAACCAGAAUCUAUCAAAUGAGAUUAUCGCCAGCUCGCAGAAGGAGAACGAAAAUAAAAGUUUGGAGGAUUUGAAAAAACAGCUGAGAAUGCAAAAGAGUGAAAUUAGAGAAUACGAACAGAAGAUCGAGAAUGAGCUAGUUUUAAGAAGAAAGUUGGAAGAAGAGAUUAAAGUUCUCAAAAAAUCUUUGAAAGAAGCCUCAAGAUCGUUCAAUAACUUUGUUGUAAAGACUGUAAAUGCCUUAUCAAACAAAGAAGUGGAAAUUUCAAUAGAGAAUGGGACAAUGAAGGUGGACAGCAAAGAGUAUCUGAUUAAUACGGUCUUUGUGCGAGAAUUGAAGAACAACGAGCUGCACCACCUGUCCGAAAAGCGAAGGUCGCUGUCUUUGCAGAUGUUUUUCCUGAAAGAGCCAGUUGGAUGUUCAUCAGGCUCAGGAUCAAGAAGAAGCUUAAAGGCACUGGAGACAGACCUGGAAAAAGAAGAAAAGAUUCGAAAAGGGCUCAGAGAUCUACUGGUAGUUCUUGAAGGAAAGAGUAAAGAGGAAGCUGAGCUACAGAUGAAGGGGUCGUUGAAGAAAAUAGAGGAGCUAAAGAUAGAAAUAGAAAGGGCCAAGAAGUCAACAAUAGUUGAUAGUUGUAUUGAUGACUGCGAAAAGGUUUAUGAGUUUAAGAGCCACCUAUUUUAUGAGACGACAGUUGCAAAAGGAACACUGUGUGAGCACUGCAACGAAGUGCUAUAUGGAAUCGUAAAUCAGGCAUACUGCUGUAGAGAUUGCUUGUUGGUUGUGCAUAAGAGCUGCUAUAUUUUGGUGGAUGUCUCCUGUGAAUUAAACAAGGCAAUAAGGUGUGGGACGUCGAUUCCAAUAAUCUGCAAGACUGUUGAAGACAAAGACAAGCUUUUGAAACUGAACAGGGUCAUGUAA